AUUAAUUAAUUACUGUGAAUUUGUUAAGGAAUUGAUGGAUUACUUAGAUUUUCUGUAUUCUGGUAAAGGGAACAUCUCCCUUAUUUAUGAUGUUUGUAAGGCAUUCUACCGUGCUGAGAAAGAGUACAAGUCUCACGGCUUAUUUUAUGGAUUUUAAACGGGUAUAUGAGGAACUUAAUGUAUUGUUGCCUUUUAGUCUUGAUGUGAAAGUUCAGCAGGCCCAAUGGGAGCAACCGGCUAUUAUGAGUUUUUUUACAGGCCUUCCUUCAGAGUAUGAGAUUGCUAAAUCUCAGAUUCUCUCCAAUUCUGAGAUUUCCUCUUUGCAUGAAACAUUCACACGGGUCCUUCGUACAGAGAGUACCAAAUCUUCACAGCCUGCCAGUGGUGCUCUUAUUAGCCGUAAUCCAAAUGGACAACAGGGUAAUAGAAGAGGAAGUAGAGAAAGAAUUACAGGCAACAUAAGUAAUUAGCGUAAUGGAGAGGCUAGUUCUAAUCAGGACUCAAGAGGAGUCAUUUGUUAUUAUUGCCAGGAGCCUGGCCAUACAAAAUAUAAUUGUCUGCAACUUCAGAGGAAAAAUCAGCGAUCACAGAUGGCAAAUAUGGCAACAGAGGAUUCUACAGUAUCUUCCUCUAAGAAAACUGUUUUGGUAUCUGCAGAGGAUUUUGUACAGUUUUCCCAGUAUCAGGCAUCUCUAAAGCCUACCAGUUCCCUUAUUACUGCGAUCGCUGAGUCAGGUAAAUCCACUACAUGCCUUGUGUCUUCUUCAUCCAAAUGGGUUAUUGAUUCUGGUGCGAUAGAUCACAUGACAGGUAAUUCUAGUAUUCUAUCUGCUUUUCAGUCUAAUCUCAUUUCCUCUACUGGUACUUUAACUGAUGGUUCUACUUGUGUCAUGGGUUUUGGAACUGCGAACCCGACUUCGUCAAUUUCUUUGUCAUUUGUUUUGUGUCUACCAAAAUUCUAUUUUAAUUUACUUUUGUUAGUAAACUUACUCGUACCUUAAAUUGUUCUGUUUCCUUUUUUCCUGACCAGUGUUUGUUUCAGGAUCUUACAACGAAGCAGAUUAUUGGUAGAGGACGUGAGUCGGGUGGUCUCUAUAUUCUGGAAAAUCAUGUACAGUAGUCGCUUGUUUGCUCCAAUACCUUAACACCUCUUGAAGCUCAUUGUAGAUUGGGCCAUCCUUCUUUGUCUACCAUGAAGAAGCUGUGUCCUCAGUUUCAGUCUUUAUCAAUACUAGAAUAUGAAAGUUCCUAAACACUUUUGGGCGGAUGCAGUUUCUACGGCGUGUUUUUUGAUCAAUUGUAUGCCGUCUUCUAUCCUUAAGGGGGAUAUUCCUUAUACUGUUUUGUUUCCUACAAAAUCUUUGUUCCCUGUUGAACCCCGUAUUUUUUGUUGUACCUGUUUUGUGCGUGAUGUUCGUCCACAGGUUACUAAAUUGGAUCCAAAGUCUCUCAAAUGUGUCUUCCUUGGAUACUCCCAGCUCCAAAAAGGGAGAUUGGAGAUUCCUGACUCAGAUCCUAUACCAGCUACUUCGUUGGGAGAUCCUGUAUCUCAUGCUGAUCAUGAUUCUGAUCUAGACUUACCCAUUGGUCUUCGUAAAGGUAAACGUUCAUGUAUUUACCCUAUCUCUUCUUUUGUUUCUUAUAAUCAAUUGUCUUCUUGUUCUCGGUGUUUUGUUACUUCUUUAGACUCUGUUCCUAUCCCUAAUACUGUUGGUAAGACACUGUCUCAUCCUGGCUGGUGUGCUGCUAUGAAAGAGGAAAUGGAGGCUUUAGAUGCUCAUGGUACAUGAGAACUGUUGCUUUUGCCCACUGGUAAGAAAGCUAUUGGUUGUAAAUGGGUAUUUACAGUAAAGGUAAAUCCUGAUGGUUCUAUGGCUAUGUUAAAAGCACGCAUUGUAGCAAAAGGAUAUGCUUAGACAUAUGGGGUUGAUUACUCUGACACUUUUUCUCUUGUAGCUAAACUCACUUCUGUUCGCUUGUUUAUCUCUUUAGCAGCUACAUAUGAUUGGCCCCUGCACCAAUUGGAUAUUAAGAAUACUUUCCUUCAUGGUGAUCUUCAGGAGGAGGUGUAUAUAGAGCAACCACCUGGGUUUGCUGCUCCGGAGGAGUUGGGUAAAGUUUGUAAGCUUCGGAAGUCUCUUUAUGGCUUGAAACAAAGUCCUAAGGCCUGGUUUGGGAGAUUCAGUGAAGCAGUACAGGAAUUUGGUAUGCAAAAGAGUAAAUGUGAUCACUCAGUAUUUUAUAGGCAAUCUGAGGCUGGUCUAAUUCUCCUGGUAGUCUAUGUGGAUGAUAUUGUCAUCACUGGGAGUGACUCUGCAGGUAUUUCAUCUCUUAAAACCUUCCUCCAAAAUCAGUUUCAGACCAAAGACUUGGGAUUGUUAAAGUAUUUCUUGGGUAUUGAAGUUAUGAGAUGAAAGAAGAGUAUUUUCUUGUCUCAAAGAAAAUAUAUCCUCGAUCUAUUGACAGAGAUAGGAAAAUUAGGUGCUAAGCCUUGUAGUGCACCAAUGACUCCAAAUUUACAACUGUUAGUAGGGGAUAGUGAGUUGUUUGAAAAUCCAUAGAGAUACAGGAGAUUGAUAGGAAAAUUGAACUACCUUACAGUCAUUCGUCCUGACAUUGCUUAUGCUGUUAGUGUGGUAAGUCAGUUUAUGUCUUCCCCAACUGUUGCUCAUUGGGAAGCCUUGAGACAAAUCUCGUGUUAUCUAAAGGGCGCUCCAGGAAGAGGUUUGUUAUAUGGUAAUAAUGGGCAUUUGAAUGUUAAAUGUUUUUCAGAUGCCGACUGGGCUGGAUCUAAGAUUGACAGGAGGUCAACUACUGGAUAUUGUGUUUUUGUUGGAGGAAAUUUGGUGUCUUGGAGAAGCAAGAAGCAGAGUGUAGUUUCUCGAUCUAGUGCUGAAUCCGAAUACAGAGUCAUGACACAAUCAGUAUGUGAGGUAAUGUGGAUACUUCAAUUACUAGAUGAGACAUGUUUUAAGACCUCCUGCCUGUGAAAUUGUGGUGUGAUAAUUAAGCUGCUCUUCAUAUUGCUUCUAAUCCGGUGUUUCAUGAGCUAACCAAACAUAUUGAGAUUGAUUGUCACUUUGUUCGUGAAAAGAUUCAACAACAGAUCAUCUUAACAGGACACAUCAAAACUGGAGAGCAGUUAGGAGAUAUUUUCACAAAAGUUCUGAAUGGAGCUAGGAUUGACUACAUUUGUAACAAGUUGGGCAUGAUUAACAUCUAUGCUCCAACUUGAGGGGAGUGUUAUGGAAAGUCAAUCACUAUAUUAUUUCUUUGGAUAUUCUGUAUUCUGUAUUUCUAUUUAGGAUUUCUUAUUUAGGAUUUCUUCCUAAUUAAUAGAACACAAUUAUAGGAAUCAAUUGUAUAUAUAUACCCAUGUACAGAUUAAUUAAAAUUAAGGAGAAUCGUCUCUUUCUACAAGAAAAUUGCCCAUUUGAAGAAACUAUUAGCUUAGGAGUUUGAGAUUAAAGAUUUGGGUAAAUUAAGAUAUUUUCUUGUAAUGUUGGGUUAUAAACCUGCCAAAUCACCUAUUUAAAUUAAUCAUAGAUUACAAGGAGUUGGGGAAUCAAUUGACUUAGGGAGAUAUCAAAGGUUGGUAGGGAGAUUGAUUUAUUUCUCACUUAUUAGACCUGACAUAGCUUAUGCGGUGAGUCUAGUAAGCCAGCAUAUGCAUGAUCCUAGAGAACCUCACUCAUAAGUUGUUUUCCAUAUUUUGAGAUAUUUGAAAUUUGCACCAGAAAAAUGACUUCUUGUUUCAAGGCAUGGCCAUCUCUAGAUAAAAGUCUUUACAGAUGCAGAUUGUGCUGAAUCUCUUGAUGAUAGGAGGUAUACAAUAGGUUAUUGUACCUUUGGCAAUGGUAACUUAGUCACUUGGAGAAGUAAUGGAAGCAAAGGAAACUUGAUAUUCUAGGCUUGAGAGAUGAUAGAGUCCUUAUGAGUUAUG
Hevea brasiliensis (rubber tree) is the source of this 3943-nucleotide messenger RNA. RefSeq lists its product as uncharacterized. The transcript is spliced from 3 exons. The record is from RefSeq and is a predicted model, not a curated record. NCBI's taxonomy places the organism in Eukaryota, Viridiplantae, Streptophyta, Magnoliopsida, Malpighiales, Euphorbiaceae. The coding region runs from base 1239 to 1790 and encodes 183 amino acids.